Messenger RNA from Meira miltonrushii, 4347 nucleotides. RefSeq lists its product as uncharacterized. The annotation marks the transcript as partial. Gene Ontology annotation, cellular component: endoplasmic reticulum. The record is from RefSeq and is a predicted model, not a curated record. NCBI's taxonomy places the organism in Eukaryota, Fungi, Basidiomycota, Exobasidiomycetes, Exobasidiales, Brachybasidiaceae. The transcript has a single exon. Gene Ontology annotation, molecular function: UDP-glucose:glycoprotein glucosyltransferase activity.
UCACCACCUGUUCAAGUUCAAUUACGAUCACCAUGGCCCAGUCCACCGCUCGUUUUGGAGAUCUUGGAAGCUGUUCACGAAGAAAACGGAGAUGCAUUCUUUGAUUUGAUCAAUCAUUUAUUGAAUCCUUGGGUUUUGAACGUCAAUCCCAGAAAUCAUGAAGGCGACUACGAACCGAUAUCCUUGAUUGAUGCAACGGACGAAGAUGUCUUUCGACGUGCUCAAAAUGUUAUUAGCCAACAUCAUAUGCUCCCAACUCUCGCACAAGAGCUCAAUUGGAAUACUUCACUAGCUCUAAGAACACAAGUGCCAAAGAUUUCAGCAUUUUGGCAACUGUAUCAAACAAGUGGUGUUCUCGAUAGACAUGCAAGCAGACAAAAGUCCGAAGAGGAAUGUGGAAGUUGGGUAGACUUUGAGGGAAAGGUGAUUUGUACCGAUGCCGAACUGAUAGAAGCAUUUGAAGCUUUCACCGGUCACAAGAAUGAUUUUCAGCCAUUUCCGCCCAUCACUGCCUCCGAUCAUGUCCUCAAGACCGGAUCAAAGUCUGGCCCUAUAGCAAUAUUGUAUGCGGAUCCAUACACGAGCAACUUUUGGCCAUUACACCAUCGUUUGACAGAAUAUACUCUCGGCUCCAGACCAGACCAUGCUCCUCUGCAGUAUAUCUUGCGAUGGAAGCCUUCGAAGCAUUUGGGAGAUGAAACUCUUCCAGGCUACGGGGCUUACUUGGAUCUCAAAAAGGUCGACUAUCUCGUGAUCGAUGAUCGUAAAUUGGUCGAAGCAGAUGGGCGUACCACAGAGUCGCACACUGUUCCGGAAGAUGCUUUGCAAUCUGCCGAUGUUCAAGAUCGUGAUUGGCUCAACAAGCAACUUCAUGCCACUGCAGAUGAUCAAACCCAGAGUAUGGGUAACUUGUCAAAGGAAGAGAUCAGCUCAAUAGGCUUUAAAGCAGCAUACAACAUCAUGAAGAGCUCGGAUCCACUAAGAGCACUCCAUCAACUCUCGCAAGACUUUCCUUCGCACGCUGUCGCCUUAGCAAGAAGCGCAGAUGCGCCCAAAUCUGAAUUUUUAGAAGAGAUGGAGAUGCUCCAUAUGACACGCAUCGAAGCAGGAGGAGAAGAUGUCUGGAUGAACGGCAGAUCAAUGAGUGGAAAGGAAUUCCAAGCCUUCGGCUUGCUUGCAGCCAUGCGCAAUGAACGUACACUCAUGCAAUCUUUCACCUUGCUCAAUCUUUCCAAUCAACAAGCCUUCGAGCUUCUAACAUCGGCGGAAGUCUCAAGCGCUUAUACUACUGAUGAUUCUGCCCCUCCUCCUUUCUUCGAUGCAAGUGAUCGAAUCGAGAGAAAAGACGGUGACAAUGAUACAGUCGGCGCAAUUAGCUACUGGAAUGACUUGGAAGAUCUGGAUGAUCAACGGUAUGGAUUCUGGCCUGUAGAAUUGGCAUCUCUGUUGAGACCGAUGUACCCAGGAAGCUUCCCACAGAUCAGGCGGAAUGUCUUCAACGUUAUCCUCGCACUUGAUUUGCGUCAGGUAGAUGCGGUGAAGUUCCUCUCCGAGACUGUUCAAAUGGCCAGUAGCAAGGUUGCUAUUCGAUGGGGUAUCGUUCCAUUUCUCUCGUCAAGUCCAGAAUCUUCGCAGCUUGCCGAUUUGUUUUGGCUUGCUCUAGAGCAACUCGGACCCACUGAUACGGCCAAAUAUCUUCGCAGGGUUGCGUUUGCCGCUCAACAAAUUCAAAGCGAUAAAGUCAAUGUCAGACGUGCUGGAGAAGAAUUGGAUAAAAUGCUUCAUACGACAUCGACUGAGCGGGAAGAGCUACUUAAAUCAACAGAAUCGAUUUCCCUUAAGCGACAAAAAGCGGCAAAGUGGACGAAGAGAUUACGUGCAGAUGAAACUGCUACCGGAACAGUAUUUGUUAAUGGUCAAUUGAUGCCAUUCCAUCCUCAGCUUUUACAAAUAUUACAUCAAGUGGUUGCCAUUCAACUGCAAUCAUUGGCAAAGUUGAUCUAUUAUGGUGAAAUCAAUGAUGAAGAGACUGAUGUGUCAACAUUCUUCUAUGACUUGCCGACAACUCACACGGCGCGAAGCAUUCUUCUCUUUCCACCUGAGGAAGGUCCAAUCAAGACAAAAGCAAUCGAAUUGACAGGAGAGAUUGGUGUGGUGUGUCGUAACGCACUUUCUACCGGCCCAGAAGCGUCCUCUUUGGCUGUCUGGCAGGUUGGGGAUGUUGAAUCAGAGAGAGGAAAGAAGCUUUUUGACAUCCUUUCCACUUUGAGUGAAACACAAGAAUUUCGACUUGGGUCAUUGUCUUUGUCGUCAUUUGGCCUGGGGCAGAAUGAUGGCACAUUUGGCAUUUUGAUCAAUGGCAGGCUCUUGUACAAUCUUGAUCCAAGCGAGUUCACACAAACAGACUUUGAAGCUUUGAUCAAGCAAGAAAAAGCAAAAGUAGACAGCAUCCCGAGCGAAGGGCAAGAUCCUUGGCAGACGGUCGCAGUCUCUUCGAUUGUUCACUCAGCCAACUUUGUGGAAAAGAGUAAGCAAGGUUUCUUUGUCUCUUCUUCCACAGCACGGUCAACUAUCAUGGAUGCUAUCGAAGCGGAACAAUUCUCAUUCUCUUUUGGUGAUCGCAAUUCAUCUGCUCUUCGCUUUUCUGUCCUGGUGAACCCGCUAGGCAAGUCAGUACAGCAAUGGAGCGGGGUCCUUUCAAUGUUGGCAACGCAACCAGAUGUUUACGUCCGCGUGAUCUUGAAUCCAAAGCAAAAUGUAACGGAAGUCCCUCUCAAACGAUACUACCGAGACAGUACGCCAAGUCAACUUCAAUUCAAUCCACAAGGCCAAGUCCUAUCUUCAUCACUAACGUUCAAUGACAUGCCAAAUGAAGCUGUCCUGACAAUGGGUCUAGAUGCACCACCUACCUGGCUCACUAUGCCUGUUGAUGCGAUCUACGAUCUAGACAACAUUCGAUUACGCGAUGCCGUCACGCCUACCGUUCGAGCGGUAUACGAAUUAAAGUAUGUCCUGAUAGAAGGUCAUGUUCGUGAUGACAAAAGCAAAAGCGUACCUCGUGGUCUGCAAUUAGUGCUAGAAUCUUUGGAUGGCACACAAACACUUGACACGAUUGUGAUGGCCAAUUUGGCAUACUUUCAAUUCCGUGCUGCUCCAGGCGUAUACCGUUUGCGAAUCCGUAAUGGUCGAAGUUCUGAGCUUUUUGAUAUGAUCAGUGUAGGAAAUGCAGGCUGGGAUAGUCCAACAGUUGAGGAAACGGGAGAUGAGAUCAUACUCAACACUUUUCAAGGCUUGACGAUUUUCCCAAGAAUGAGCAAGAAGAACGGCAAAGAGAAGGAGCAGCUGGUAGAAGACGGUGAAGCCUCAACACAGAACGGCGAUAGUAAAUCCGGAAUCUCUCCCGGAAGCAUCCUACAGCGAGCACAAAGCAUUUUCUCAUCUGCUUCAUCAAGUAUUACGGGAGGCUCAUCAGCCCAAGUGAAUGUUUUCACAGUCGCAAGCGGGCAUUUGUACGAAAGAAUGACGUACAUCAUGAUUCUGUCAACCUUGAAACAUACGAAAGCAUCGGUUAAAUUUUGGUUCAUUGAAAACUUCUUAUCUCCCUCUUUCAAAAGAUUCAUUCCACUCUUGGCAAAAGAGUACAAUUUCGACUACGAGCUUGUUACGUAUGCCUGGCCACACUGGUUACGUGGACAAAGUGAAAAGCAACGUUCGAUUUGGGGUAUGAAGGUACUCUUCUUGGAUGUAUUGUUCCCGUUGGAUCUUCAAAAGGUCAUCUUUGUUGAUGCCGAUCAAAUCGUUCGUGCUGAUUUAUUGGAGCUUGUCGAAACCGAUCUGCAUGGCGCUCCUUAUGGUUUCCCGCCAAUGGGUAAUGAUUCGAUCGAUAUGGACAAUUUCCGAUUUUGGGAAACGGGAUAUUGGGAAAAGUUCUUGCGCGGAAAACCUUAUCCGAUCUCUGCUUUAUUCGUCGUUGAUUUGAACAGAUUCAGAUUAGUGGCAGCUGGUGAUAAAUUACGCGGACAUUAUCAAGCCUUGAGUGCAGAUCCAAAUUCAUUAAGUAACUUAGAUCAAGAUCUGGUGGCGAGCAUGAUUCACAACGUUCCAAUCUUUUCGUUGGACAAAGAAUGGCUUUGGUGUGAAACUUGGUGUAGUCGGUCAUGGUAUGAUGAUGCAAAGAGUAUUGAUCUCUGUAGUAAUCCAAAAACACAUGAACCCAAACUUGAUCGUGCUCGAAGACAGAUACCAGAAUGGACUCCUUUGGACGAAGAAGUUGCCGAAGUGGCUAGAAAGUUGGAAAAAGAAGGAAGAUUGGAUGCAAAUGUGGUAGCAACAACUUCAGCAAUAGAC